Diatraea saccharalis (sugarcane borer) is the source of this 6847-nucleotide messenger RNA. Lineage: Eukaryota; Metazoa; Arthropoda; Insecta; Lepidoptera; Crambidae. The record is from the annotation of a GenBank genome assembly.
AGUCACAGUGUAACCGGCGCGCGCGCAUCCCGUUCAACAGGCGCGGUCCAAAAAUACCAACCAGGCCGCGCUGCCAUGCGCUGACCGUGUACAAACAAAAGAUCACUUUAAAUUUCGAACGCGUUACCAUUAUAAUAAAGAGAAAUUCAAUCAACGAAACCGAAAGCACGAUUCCGAAGUUCAAAUAUAGAACGCGUGACAUUAUAACGAAACACCCAAAGUCGAUUUACGUAUCGUUCUGAUUAGAUACCGUUUUUGAGUGGUGUGCGAAACUGUUCUAAUGCUGCGAUGUCGCCAACGGCCAUCGGUGCCGACCUGCCGCAAUGGUGCGGCAAGACUGAAGGAUGCCCUCAAGCCCUGCUUGGCUGGCUGUACCUGAAACACGACCAGAAUGAGUGGGUGCCAGGGUCAGUUUGGGGCCCCUUGCCGACAGCUGCAACAGGGUCCACGGCACCACCCGCGGAUGAUGCUAGUUCCCUGGCUGAACAACUGACUGCACUAUCGCUAAGGCGACCACCUCGUCCUCCACCUCCAGCGUAUAUGUGCCACCUAUGCUUUAAGAAGGGUCAUUACAUUGGAGACUGUCCACAGGCUCGGCCGAAAGGGGAAGGCCUAACACCUUACCAAGGCAAGAAGCGCUGCUUUGGCGAAUAUAAAUGUCCAAAGUGUAAGCGCAAAUGGAUGAGUGGCAACUCCUGGGCAAACAACGGCCAGGAGUGUAUCAAAUGUAGAAUCAACGUUUUCCCACAUAAACAGAGACCUCUUGAGAAACCUGACGGACUUGAUGUAAGCGAUCAGUCCAAGAUACACCCACAGCACCUUUGUCAGAAAUGUCGCUCCCUGGGCUACUACUGCCGCCGCGAAUACUAAACAUUAGCUACCAACACGAAUGCGAAACGACGAAAUAUCAUUUAUAUAAAGGUUUAUUUUUCCCUCACCUGUGAACACUAAAACGUUUUUUAUUGUUAAUUAUCAAAUAAAGGCCGUGAAAAUAAGCAUCCCGACAUUUAUUUUUACGACCUUGUCAUCAGAGGCCUAAAACGGUAGUUAUGUCAUUGUUGGUCACUUUAACUAGUUUGUAACUACAGAAACGUUGUAGAAACUGUGUUUAUAUUGCUACUACAUAAGGUCUAAUGUCUGCAAUUAAUUUUGUUAUUAAAAAACAACUGAUGAAGAUUUAAAAAGGAUUUGAUAAAUUUUACUUUUGCUAAUAAUCUGUUAUGCUAAUCUGUAAUUAAAUCAGCCUUGAACUCGACUUCGAGCACAGCGCUGUUACAUCACAGCAAUUUACUGUAAUAAAACCUUAAUUAUCUAAUUAAGUAGAUUUCAUUUGAUCGAACCUCUAUGCUGCGACAGCGUCCUGUUUGACUUCGUGUUCAAAGGUGUUUUCACUACAGACUAUUACAGCCGAUGUGCCCUCAAGUGACACAAAAUUUUGUGUCCAAGGUAUAUUUUAGGUUUAUAAAGGAAGUUAAUUUUUACGAUUUUGAAACGUGCCUCCUUAUAAUAUCUAUAAUAGGCCUCCUAUAUAGAUCGUUUCAUGUCGUUCACUACGAGUAUGUAAUAGUGCUUUAAUGAGGAAUGCAUUCGCUUGUCGCAGUCGUAGCUCUGUUAACUUCCAAUAAAAGCUCUCAAUUUCCAUCCACUUAUCUUAUUUCCGCACCAUGCAUGAUCUUAAUAUUAGUAAUUAAAUUUAAAAAUUGUUGUUUAUUAAACUUUAGUAUCUUAAAACAUGUUACUUAGAUUUAAUUUUAUAUUCGUACAUAAAAGAUAGAAAAAAACUUUAUUUAAAGUUUAUUUUGUAAGUUAGAUAUACGUAUAAUUAGAUGUACAUUUCGAGAAGAAACAUUGUUUUUUUUUUUGUUCAGUAUAACUUUAUAUAAAGAGAUAUUGAAGGUUUCCUUGUGAUUUUAUACUCCAAAUGGCAUUAAAGUUACUUAUGAAUGUUAUAUGUAUAUUUAGGUGAUAAGGCGUUUUUUAUGUUGUGUAUCAAGUUAUAUAGUAAUUGUAUUAUUGUUUUGAAUAGGCUUUUUCCCAAAUAAUAAAUGUUAAUAAUGUUGCUUUUUAACUAUCUGAUAUAUUAUCAAUUAGUCUAUUCAUGAGGCAGGCGAAAAACAGACAUGUACUACGUGAACGUUGAUAGUAAACGAUAUGUAUUACUCUCCAUAGAACUAUGUACUGUUUGUUGACGCGGAGUACCGAAAAUAAAUAAUUCUUUAUUCAAAUAAGCUAAUUAAAACAAUUUCAGAUCGUCCAACAUUUUUCUCCCUGCCAAUCCUUUAGGACGCCCUUUGUCUGACAAUAGUCUAAAGAUCCUUAUCAGAAAUAACGACAUUUAUUUAUAUCAAUUAUAUCAUUACGAAAAUAGUAUGUAUCAUAAUAAUAAUAAAAACAAUAUCAUUAUCUGUUGGACAUAGAAUAGAUACAUAUAAUUGUUAUAUCUCAAUACGUAUCUCUCAAUAAUAAUGUACGUAAGAAAAUCUUAUGAUUUGUUUAUAAAAAUAGUGUUUAUAAUUUUAACACAAGAAAUAAAAAUAAGCGCCUAAGGGUAUUUACCCUAAUGAAAACAGUAAAUAAAUUUAAUCUUACAUACAUAUAAUAUCUUCAUAGAAGUAUAGAGAGUCAACAUCAAUUUCUUUAAAUAUUUAUAAGAAAAGAGAUUAUCUCUUCUCUAGUAUAUAGCGUGGACUGCUCUCUUUUGUAGUAUAAAAACGGCUUAUUGUUUUACGGAGUGGACCUGUACAACAAAACUCAGGACUUCGUGAAAAAAAUGUGGAGUUAUAUGGAUACCGAUACGUACCGUUUACUUUCAACGCUAACAUAAUACUUGGGGCCAAUAUCCAUAUUUACCUGCCCUAGGAAUAGUUAAUAGAUGUUAUUAAUUUUAUGGCAAUUGGCUGUUGGCACAUACUAGCAUAGCUUUAGAUUGCAAAGAUGAUAGGAAUAAACUUACUUUAUUUUAGAUAUUUCAUUUAAACCACAGCAAAAUAGCUUUUUAGUUUAGUUUAAAAAAUAGAACUGAGAACUUUACGACUUAAAAAAAAAUAGCUAUUGAGAUUUCAUACACACGGCACAUUUCCUGCACGCUUUUUGCAAAUAAAUUCUGUGUGAACGGGGGUUACUUCACUUAAAUUCAGUAAUUUGAUAACUGUUAUUAGAAUUAUAAUAUUUACGUUAUAGUGUCUUAAUAGAUUUUCAACAUGUAACUAGACUUAUAUUAUUAGAUAUGUAAUGUUAUUAAUUUUAAGGUGAAACCAAGAAUUAGAAACUAGCACUUGUAUAUCAAAAGAUCCAGUGAAUUCUCUACGUGCCAAAUUGCUUAGUUUUUAUAUGAUACAAUAGGUUGGGGAAAAAUUUUCUUCGCAUUUUAUAUGAAAAUUCAAAACAUUUUUUAAUAUAGUUUAUUUACAAUUAACUUAAGUAUGUAGGUACCAUUUUGUUCGAUGACUUUUUGUCAUCUUGUAGGUAGGGACACGAUCUCAUUAAAUUUUGGGGCUUCUAAUCAAAAAUCCGCGGCAAGUGGUGGCAUGAUGCUAACCUGACACUACCUAAACAAUUCUGAAGAGACCGAAGCAGGUGUAAAUCUGAAAGUGCAAGGUCAGUAAUAUAGGGCGGAUGCAUUAACUCCUACCAGCUAAAUUCUCUUAAUUUUUCCUGAGUGGCAAAAUAUGUAUGUGUGAGGUCUAGCGUUAUCAUGGUGAAAAACCACACCCCUUAUAUUGAUUAAUUCUGGCCGAUUUCUCUCAAUUCCUUACUUUAAUCCCAUCAGUUGUUUGCAGUGGAAUCGAGGUUCUGCCUGGCAGUAAAAGCUCAUAAUGAAUAAUGCCCUUCCAAUCCCACCAUACACACGCCUUGUAUCGCCUUGCUGCGAGUUUGCCCUGGUUUUGACCACGGCCUUUUUCGCACGUUCUUAUCGUACGUGAUCCACUUUUUGUUACCAGUUAUCAGUUUCUUUAAAAAUGGUUCGAUUGCAUUAUGCCGUAAUAAAGAACCACAUAUGAAUACAUGGUUCAUUAGGUUUCUUUCAGUGAGCUCGUACGGUACACAAAUAUCCAAUUUUUUUGUAUACCCAGCUUUUUUCAAAUGCGCCAAAAUUGUUUUCUGGUCAAUCACCAGUUCUUCAGCUACGUCGUAACGACUGAUAUGCCAAUCUUGGUCCAAUUUUUCAAAAAGGGCAACCGGAGCGACGUGCAUCUUUGACAUCAAAAUUUCCGGACUGAAAACGGUUAUACCAAAUUUUGCUACUCUCACAGAAACUGUACUAGGUCCACAAACUUCACAAUAUUUUUCAUUUUGCAUUUCAUUUCACCGUUGCAUUUCACCGUUUUUGUAAUAAAGUUUUAAAAUAUAUCUAAAUUCUUCAUUAUAUUCACUCAUUUUGACAGUAAGAAAACAAAUGAAAAUUAAACAUUUUCAUAAUUCGAAUGCGGAGUUAUCUUCUUUAAAAUUUAAACUUUUUAAUUAUAUCGAAACUAGCUAGAAUUGGUAUUACCAGAAAGAUUUUAUAACAAGUUUAUGCAUACUAUGUGCGAAAAGGCUUUUUCCCCAACCUAAUACUCUUUUAUUAUACCUUUUUAUAAAGUGCCAUAAAUUUAUUGCAGUUUUAAACUGUUAUUUUAGGUUUUCUAUAUGUUAAAUGAAUUUGCAAUUGGCAAAUUUCUAUGUUAUCUUCGGAAAUUAUGUUAUCAACGCAAUUUUAUUUACAACAUGGGUUGCUUAUUAAAUUUUUUGAAGAUUGUGAUUAUCUCUAUAUAUCAAGUUUAACGAAAUCGACAAAAAAUGUCAGACGUUUUUUAAAUAUAGUAAUAAUUUGUAUUAGUUAUCCAUAAUUUUGUAAUCAAAACCAUUUAAAUAUUUACUGAUUUAAUUAAUAGCGCAUCAUAACAAUGAUAAUUUUCAUGAACAAAUAAACCAAAGAAAGUAAUUCCUUUUUAUUUUUAGGUGGUAAGGAGAUACAUUUAAUAUAAGUAUCUACUGUUAUUGUUUUUAUCAUAAAAACCGACAAUACUUAUAUGUAAUGAAAACUACUAUGGUGCCAUUGAAGCCAAAGUUUAAAGUAUCAAAUAAAAAAAAAACAUAUUUUAUAUAAACAAAGUACUUUAGUAAAUAUUAUCGCUGAAUCGACGGUGCUUGUAAUGUUUAAAUCCUUCGUUUUGUGUGCUUGUAUAUUUUCAGUGUUUGAAUAUAUUAUUAAAUAAAUCUAUAUUGAUAAAAAUCAAUUUUAAAUGAUAAAAUUCCGUCAUAUUUAGCGAAUAAUAAUUUUAAUACAAAAAAGGUCCUUUCAAACCAUUGCUAUGAUAUUACCAAAGAUGCUCCCAAACAUGGUAAAAUUUUACAAAUAAAAAUUUUCUACUUUUUUUUAUUACUUAUAUUAAAUCGAUUCUUAUAGUUUUAACUUUAAGAUUGACAUUUACUGACAAGCUGCACAACAGAUUACUAGAAAUAGUACUUAAUUUCUUACAGUCAAUUUUGAGCGCACAUUAUUGCAUAAAGCUGCGGCCUAAAAUCAAAAGCUAUCGUUUUGCAAAAUUUAUGUUAUGUUUCUUUUUUUGUCCUGUCAUUCCUUUACAUUUCUUUUACUAAAUAAAAAUAUAAAGAAAAGACUUACUUCUUCUACGAACUUAUAAAUAAAUAAGAAGAAGAAGCACAGUAAGUUCUGAUUAAUAUUACGUAUGCUUGCACAGGGCAGAUCCAGCAAUUCCGACAAUGACCGUACGAUUAAAAUAAUAGUUACAUUAUUAAUUAAUAGUUACAUACGACCGUUACAUCAAUCUACUGGAAAAAAUUGAGACUUUUGGAUAAUCUGAUGUGCUGUUGACCGUACGAAAAUUAAUUUUCAUAAAACUAAUUUAGUGAUGAACACCCAGUUGCACGAACGCCCAUUAUGGUUUACUGGCGACUUUAAGCUCUAAUGAAAAUGCUAAGUUUGAAAAUUUUAAUUGGUAUGUAUUAUCAUACCAAUUUAAAUUUUAAAUAGAAUAGUAUUAUCUCAUACUUAUAUUGAGAUUAAAAUAAGUACUUAUUGUCAGUUUAUUACUAUGAUUAUUGAUGAACAUAUUAUUGUCAUUUGUUACUUAAUAGUUUUAUAUGACGCAUAUUUUCAAAUAAAUAUUUAAGGUUUUAAAUUAAACUUGUUUUAUUUGAUCUAAUAAUUUGCUUUCAAAAAUACUAAGGUUCACAUUAAAAUAGAGGGUUCAGUAUUAGUUUAAAUUAAAAAUAUUGUUGAAAGUUGAUUUUUCGACGUUACUACCAGAAUUCAUAGUUAAUACCGACUGUCUGAAGGUCUUACUAAAAGUUUCUUAUCAGCAUUCCAUGUCAAGUAAAUCAAGGUUUAAUAUUAAAGAUAUAAAAAACAAAAUAUCAAUUGCAUAAAAUCCUUAUAAUUCAAUAAAAUAAAUUCUUUUCUUUUAAUACAUAAAAGAGAAAUAUGUAUGUCUCAGAACUAAAAUUUCAAUGAAGAUAUCCUGGCAUAACACGGAUUCUAUGAGGUCUAAAAGAAUUCUCAUAGUAAGCACCUAUAAAUUCGUUACCAUCCCCAUCUUCGUGGUUUAAAGAUCUCUUUUCGAAAUGAUGUUCAUCAGAUUCUUCGACUUCACUACCAGGUUCCUGUGCAGCUUUGCAGAGAAUUACUGACAAACACACAACAAAGAAAACAGCUGUUAUCUUAAACGCCGCCAUUUUGGAUAUUUUCCUUUACUUCGAUCGUUUCUGGUCUUCUAGUCUUGCUGUUCUUUAGUCUAUGCACUUUUGUUUUUGAUUCCACGCUUAUAUAUCAAUCUGAUGUUUUCGUUUGAAAUAAAACAUGAUGUUAAAAAGAUUGUUUAUUUAUUUCCAAUGUGCGUCGAUC